Messenger RNA from Limulus polyphemus (Atlantic horseshoe crab), 8203 nucleotides. RefSeq names its product RING finger protein unkempt homolog. The record is from RefSeq and is a predicted model, not a curated record. Gene Ontology annotation, molecular function: metal ion binding. The transcript is spliced from 16 exons. Lineage: Eukaryota; Metazoa; Arthropoda; Merostomata; Xiphosura; Limulidae. The coding region runs from base 5 to 2518 and encodes 837 amino acids.
CAAAAUGCCGUCUACCGCGGAAGUAGGGGCUGUCGCACUGCCUACGGUGACAGAGAAGCCAAUACAUUACACGUAUUUAAAAGAGUUUCGUGUGGAGCAGUGUCCACUGUUUCUUCAACAUAAAUGUACCCAACAUAAACCAUUCACGUGUUUCUAUUGGCAUUUUAUGAAUCAACGUCGGAGAAGACCGAUAUUUCGAAAACGGGACGGAACUUUUAAUUACAGUCCAGAUGUGUACUGUACGAAAUAUGAUGAAACAACGGGCAUUUGCCCUGAAGGAGACGAUUGUCCUUACCUUCACCGUACAGCUGGAGAUACAGAAAGACGUUAUCAUCUACGCUAUUACAAAACUGGAAUAUGUGUUCAUGACACAGAUAGCAGGGGCUACUGUACAAAAAAUGGGCCACAUUGUGCAUUUGCACAUGGAAUCCAUGAUUUGAGGAGUCCUGUUUACGAUAUUCGGGAACUGAAUGCUCUUGAGACUUCUGAAGAAGGGGCUAAUGGAACAUCAGGGCCCAAUAGUCUUGAUAAAGAGAGAAAUGCUCUGAAUGAAGACCUAAAAUGGCAAGAUACUACCUAUGUUUUAGAAAGUUAUAAGACAGAACCAUGUAAACGACCUCCAAGGUUAUGUAGGCAAGGUUAUGCGUGUCCUCAGUACCACAAUAAUCGGGAUCGAAGAAGAACUCCAAAAAAAUAUACUUACCGGUCAACACCUUGUCCCAAUGUUAAGCAGGCAGAUGAAUGGGGUGAUCCAGUUAAUUGUGAAAAUGGAGAUGAUUGUCCAUAUUGUCAUACUCGUACUGAACAACAGUUUCAUCCAGAUAUUUAUAAAUCAACAAAAUGUAAUGAUAUUCAGCAGACAGGGUACUGCCCUCGUGGCCCUUUUUGUGCAUUUGCUCAUGUUGACAAGGAAAUGUCUGCAAUACGUGAUAUUGGUCCAGAAAAUACUACUAAUUUGGCAGCCAUUUUGUCAAAUGUUUUAUCACCAAAUUCAACAGCUAAUUCAUCCCAGCCCCAGACAACAGUAACAACUAGUAAAAAAGAGAAUUCACAACACCAAAAAACUGAUGUACAUAUUAAUCAAAUAGACGGAUCUUCACAACAAAUUGUAUCUAGUACUUCAAUUGAAAUGCCAGGAAAUCAGUCCUCUAUAGGGUGUACAACCUUCACGGCUAGUAGCACACUGCCGGCUCCCAUAGCUCGACCCCGGUCAUACAGUUCAUCAACUAAUAACUCUGGAGAAUGCAUAGGUUCAUACCAGAAAGCUCCUGGAUCUGAAAGGGAAGACAAAGAGGUAACCCUUAGGAAACAACUUGAAGCUCUUGAUAAUGAUCCAUCUUUAGACCUUAUUCAAAAAGUUUGUUGCAAACAGAGUCUCUGUUUAGCACAUGGACUUCACCCACAUGCUGUUUCACUAACCACCACAUCAUCUUCCUUACCACAAGGUUUCUGUUUGCAAUCAGCAUUUUAUCCUGAAGGAGUAGACACAGUUGAGUCUGUAGUAGGAAAUGCUUUGGAUGAUUUGAACCUAGAUGAAAUAAAUAUAGAAGCUUCCAUAGAUAAAGAACUAGAGUGUGAAGUGAAUCCUGUGAAUUCUUCAAUAUCAGCUGGGCUGGCUAGCUCUGGAAUUUUAGGUAGUUCUGCCCCUGUGAGCAUUCCUGGAAGUGAAAGUAUGCAUGAUCAAAGAAGAUUAAGUAACUUGUCACCUCCUGUCACAUCCCAUCUAGGGUCUCUCUCUCACAGUCUAUCAAUGGGAGGGACUUCUCUUCUUUCUCUUACUUCUUCAGGAGUUGUUGGUUCAAGACCUGAACAUUCUUUAGAUAAGGCUGCUACAGCUUUCUAUGGCCAUGCAAGUUCUUAUGGAAGCACAAAUUAUGGUCAUUUCCAUGGCUCUGGAGUGUAUGAAUAUUCUGCUUCACAGAACAUGUCUCCUGUUUCCCCUCUGUUACCAAACAUGUUUACAUUUAAUUCAGCUAACUCUGGUGGUCCUAGUCUCACAGAAGUUCAUAGGUUACGUGAAGAACAUGUUGCUAGUAGAACCAAAUUAGCCACGAUGGAAGAAGGUUAUAAUCAAUUAAGAAUGGAGUUGAUCGGAACUAUCCAGGCAUGUGAAGCGUGGAAGAGACAAGCCAAAGAUGCAAGUGAAAGAGAAAAAGUACGAGAACAACAAAGAGAUGAGGCAUUAUCUAAGAUUGAUUUACUCCAAAAGCAAGUAGAAAAUUUAACUGGUGGGUCAUUAUUACGGACUUUACCUGGAGUAUCUGAGUUAGAAACUAUCUCUCUUGGAGAACUUAAACAAAUAAAGGACCAGCUUAGAAAUGAGUUAGACAGAUUAGAUAAGGUGAUUUAUCAUAAAACUGCAACAAAGUGUAUGGUAUGUGAAAACCAGAACCGUAGUGUAACACUGUUACCUUGUAACCACUAUGUCUUAUGUAACCAGUGUGCCCUUCACCAGUCAAAAUGUCCUUACUGCCAAGCUGACAUUGCCCAGAGAUCAAGUAUGAACUUGCCAAUGUAAAGUUAUAGGUUACCUAGCUUCUGCAUUUAUUUGAACUGAAAUGUGUGAAAAAUGUUUAAUACAAAUUGUUUAUCUUAUCAUUUGGACUCUUGUAGAAAUAUUAUGGUUUUUAAAUUUUAGAGUAAACAUCAAGGAUGUUACUGGGAUUGUCCCUUGUUUUGCCAAAUGAAGUACAAAAGAAAACAACAAAAAACUGUAGUUUAGUAUGCAAUUUCUAGGGUUUUAAAUUAUAAAAUCAUAUAUAUUUGCCACAAAACAAAUUAGCUGACAUUUCUCUGUUGAUUCUUUUCCUGUUUGACACCUGGCCGAGGUGUAAUGUGUAAAACUGAGUAUUAGGUGAAAUAUUUUUCAAAUAGUUAGUAUGUAUUUGGCAUUAUGGAUAUCAUUCUUUCUAGUUGCUGAGGUGAAAGUAACAUUGUAUGCCAGUGUAUAUAAACAGGUUUUUGAGACUCAGGAUUCCAAGAUGUGUAAAAUGAAACUUAAGAAUUAAAGUGGAUGAGUAAUAUGGGUUUAUAAAAAGUUUUGGCUUCUAUUUUAAAUUUCAUAUUAGAUAAUAAAUUGUGCACUGGUGAAUGGUUCCUGGGGUGUGGCUGCUUUUUCAAUGAAAAGUAGAGGAGCUUUUUCUUUUGUUUACAUUUGUUAUUAGAUUAAUAAUGAAAACCACUAAAAAUACUCAGAAUUUAGCUUCAGGCUUUCUAUCAGCAACUUGGCCAUAUGUGAAUUAGGCAGGCACAAAAUACUGACUUCAAAAAAGAAAGUAGUCUGCUUGUAUAAUGCACAAUAAAAAAAAAACUUUUUCAUUUUUUGUGUUAAAGUAUAACAUUUGGAGUACACAGAUCCUGUUGAGAAAAGCAGAUAGUUGAGUGACUGUAUGUUUAUGUCGGGCAUAAACAAUUUACCGCUUCAAACAUAGCUCUCACUAUUACAUCACGGAUCAUGUUACUGUUGUCCUGUGAGAAAAGUUAGUAAUUGCAAAAUUAUUACCAUUAUUUCGAAAUUGGUUUGAUAAAAUAAACAAGGAAAAUGUGAUGGUUUUGUAAAAAAAAAAGAAAUAUUCCUAAAUUUCGGACAUAAUUUGAAUAUUUUGGUCUUAUUACGAAAUUCGCUUUUGAACUACACUGAAACAUAAAUUAUGCACUGAAAUUAAGGAUAGAUAAUGUAAAUAAAAGUAGGUUAUUUAGGUGCAUGGGAAGUCUUUUAUUAUCUGCUUAAAAAAAAUUAAAGCCAUUUGAAUAAUUCAAAAAUAAUAGAUAAGUUUAAGGGUAGAAUUUAAGGUUUGACUUGAUUGUUUUAGUCUGCUCUCCAGUUUUUUGUAAAAUUCAGAGUUUUAAUUUUAUAAGACUUCAUGAGCUUUAAAUUGCUCAUGCAAUUUAAAGUAUUAAAAAAUAUUACUAUAUUUUUGUAUGUUUUGGAUUUUAAUUAGACAUUGAUGUAAGAAAAUCAUCUUAUUAGUUUUUCUAACACAGCUAAACUACACAAUAAUUAAUUAUGUGUUCUGAUAUCACGCUCCUUGAAAUAACAUAAUAGAAAGCUUACAUGGUUUAGUACAUUUUUAAUAGCAAAAAAUAACCCUUUGUGUGUGUGUUGUUCUCAGAAUAACCAGUAAAGAAUGGAUCAUGUUCUUCAUGAACAACCAGAUUUGGAAUAUUUGAAAGCUGAUGGAAAGCCCGUUUUGUUUUCUGUCCCCUCUCUCUUGAAAGAAUUAAACUGGAAUAAAGUUAAAAUUGCUUAUUAAAAAAUUCAGGGCCAGUUUUCAGUCUUAAGCAAUUUUUAUCAGCACUAAGAGGCUUUUGCAAAAAACAUGGGCAUAAUAAAUUUAAUUUUAAACUUUCAAAGUAAAACACAUUUCAGUGAAGGUUUUUAUAUGAAAUGCAGUGUAAAAGCUAAAGGUCAACUAAUCAUUGGCUGUAACUUCUAAAAACAAAAGAGAAUUUUAUAUAGGUCUCUUGUUUGUGAUAUUUAUUCAGUAUUCUAGUGUCCUUUGUUUAUAGUGUUUUGCUAUAAUGAAUUGGUAUCUCAUUCAGAAUACCAGUUUAUUUUGGAUAUAAUCUAGGUCAGGCCUUGGUUUUAAUUAGUUAUAAAUAUGGCAUUUUCUAGUAUGUGUCUGUCUUUUUCCCAGUGACAAUAUGCUUUUAAUUAAGACUAGGUCAGACCCUGGUAGAUGCAACUGUAAAAUAUAGUCAGAGGCUGUUUAAAGGUGACUAAUGUUUUUUUAUUUUGCUGAAUUGAAAAAAUGUGUGCUUGUAAAAUAUUAUUUUUGAUUAUUAGAUUAUUUCUAGUGCUUAAAUCUCACAGUAACUGGCAAAAGAAACAGUUGUAAGAUUUACAUCUAUAUAUAAAUAAAAUUUGCACCAAGUUGUAGUCUUAAAAUUACCUUUACAUUGACCAAAUGACUGUCACAAUGUUUUCAAAGUCUUUUUGCACUUAAAUAGUAACCAAUAAGCAUUAAAAGAAAGUUUAAUUAAAAUCACAAUUAGAAUUGUUAAUAUUUUGUGGAUUUAAAGAUAAUUUUUAUAUGAAGAAUUAUAUUUGUGUAAAGUAAAAUGCUUACUAUUUUCACUGCAUCAUUCCAGUAUUUGUGUGUAACAAUUCUGGGAUAUGUUGACCUGAGGAAGCAAACUGUGUAGAUUUCUAGACUCCUUAAAAGUCUUAGAACGUAUACUGAAAUCCAGUUAGGAUUAAACAGUAAUAAAACAUGAUCAUCCAGUUAGCCAUGUUAAUAGAUAAAGUAGUUUAUGUUAAUAUCAUAAUAUACUUUAGUGAUUUAUUUUUUAUUAAUGAAGAUUAUAUGUAGUACUUCUAGAAUAUUAAGUUACAAGAUUGUAGGAAAGAAUUUAGUAUUUUUUAUCAGUUAAGCUAAAUGAAAAGUUUACUUAACAUUUUAAAACCCCCACAAAUUGAUAAUUUUUGUAUUAUUUGAAAAGGAAUAAAUACAAUCUGUGCUCCAAAAUUGAAUAUAUGUUGUAUACUUGUCAACAAUUUAGGCAGAGAAUAACUUGUGAAAGAUGCAUUUACUGGUCAACUAGCAUGUCGUAACUAUUUUGUGAUAGCAUUUCGAAAUUCUGUUUUGUUCAAAAUAAAAAUUUAAAAACUUAUUAAAUAUUCUGUGAUAAGAAGUUCCUGACCUUUGAUCAAGCAUACAUUUUUAAAAAGCAAAUAAAAGCUAAAUAAAGCAAAACUAAAUAUAAAUCAAUAUAUUCUCUAACUGUUGUAUGUGUUCUUAUAUAUUGCUAGAGUAUUAUCUUUUAUUUUAAUAUCCAGGUUUUUAUUUAUUUUGUUAAAUAAAAUCUGAGAGGUACAAAAUCUUAUGUUAUUGAGAAAUAUCAAAAUAUGUGCAUCAUGGUAAACAUUGCUGUAAUAGAGGAAAAUUUGAUCAAAGCAACUUUAACCUGAAAUUCAAUUAGUAUUUACUAGUUAUUAUAAGUAUUGGCUUCAAAUUAUUGCAGAAGUGCUGUUCAGCUGUUUUAGACCUUAUUUAAUAAGUAGUAAUUUUGAUUGUUUCAGCAUGUUUAAAUUGUAUGAAAAAUUAAUUGCAGAAAAUGUUUAACAGAUUAACUGGGAAAGUUCUUAAUAAAUAAAUAAUGUUUGACAGAUUAACUGGGAAAGUUCUUAUUAAAUAAAUAGUGUAUACUAUGACAACACUUAAAAUAUAAUUUUGGAUGGAUAACGUUGUUUAAUUCAUUAACAGUUAGGUGAGAUCAAAAGAAUAUAAUUUGAGUGUACCUGAACAAUUCACAACAAGAACAAUCUGUUUGAUUUCCACAUGGCUGUAUUGUAGUCCUGUGACACACCUACAAUCUGGUUUUAAAAUAAUCUACUUUGAACAAGUGUGCUACUUAUUGAUAUAUGUAAUGAGAAAGUUGUAUAGAUUUGAAAUCAGACAGUCUUGCAUCUUUUCUAUGAAACAUUAUUUGUAUGUUGAAGUAUAUUUGAUUUGCACUAAUAUGUAAUACAGAAUGACACAUGAAUUGCAAAGGAACUUCUUUGAGUGGAGUUAUGUGACUAAAACUGAGUAGGUUAUUCUCUACAGUAUCAGGAUCUAGCAGGUUGUUUUACUGUUAAGUAGAUGGCUAUUUUAUAUGCCUCUAAAUUAAUGAGUGAUAUGGGAGGGAGAUUUCAUAAUUUGUUUAGUAAUUCUGAUUCUAAAAGAAUGUAAUAAUAAAAAAAAAGUUAUGAAAAUGAUUAGUAGACAGAAUAGCAAGGAAAGAAGUCUCAAUGUCAUAUAAAAUUAUAAAAACUGGGAAAGAAUAAAAAGCAGUUAUUAUUUAUAAUUGUAUUGUUAACAAGUAUGCUUGAUGUUAAUCACUAAACAAGUGAACUUAUGGUUUAACAGGUUAUCCUGUCAUGUUAUUUUGUUUUUAGAUGUUUAAUGAUUUUUUUUCACACAUUAAUGCUUGACAAAAUUAGAUAUACCAGUGAGAGUGAAGUUGAUAUUUAAAUCAAUAAAAAUUAUAAUUCUGCCAUAAUAAAUGUUAUGGUACUAGUAGUAACAAUUAAAUGAAAUCUCUUAGUAACUAAUGUUCAUGUUAAUUUCUCCAGUAAUUCUCAAAAUAAUCUUGUCCAGGUGAUUAUAUAUUUAAACCAUUACUGAAAAUUAAUAAGAAUUUUUGAUGGUCCAGGAAUAUUGAUGUGUAUUGAUUUCACAGAUUAAUGUUUACAUGGUCUUUAAUGUCACUAGUAACAUUAUAAGUAUAAUGCAAAAAUAAAUGUUUGGCUCAGUUUUCAUGCAACGUUUUUUUAUUUUGAAGUAUUUACUGACUAGGGUCAGCUUUUUGAGUCAAAAUACUUUAAGCUAUUUAUGUAAAAUGUAUCACUCAUGAGUAUUCAGUCUUUUACCUGUACCUCUAACAUUUUAAAAUGCUAGUUUUAAUAUGACUUCUGAUGCUGAGUUACUUCUGUAUAACAUUAUACCUAAAGUCUAGGUUGAUUGUUGUUUUUUAAUAGUUAUUUUAAUAUUUAAACUUGCUAGACAGCCAGGCCAUGAUUUUGAAUUCUUCAUAACUGAGGAGGUUAAGUGAGAAGGUUACUGUACAUGUAUUUAGUAUAUAGAAACUUCAAUAUUCAUCACCAACUAAUACUUUGAUUUUAUAAAAGUCUAUACAAGAAAAUAUAUAUUUUUGGAUUAUUUUUUACAGCAAUAGGUAGUAUUGAUAGAAGUAAUAAAAUUUAAAUGUUUAACCUUAAACAUUUUUCAGUUAUCUGAGCUUACUGUAAUACCUAGGAAAUUGAGAAGCAGUUCUUUCUCUGAAAACUAGUUAUUUUGCUAUCAAGAAAACCAGUGAAGGUGUUUUGUUUUGUAGAUGUAAAAAUAUAAGUAAUUGAAAGAAGUUUUAUCCAUGUUGGUUUUUGAAGUGUCAGGUUAUUAAAUUGAUGCACUGAUGUGUACCAUUCUCAGUUAUUGUUUUUUUUAAUGAAAAAAUAUCUUGCAUCACUAAGAUCAACAUUGAAUGGUUUCACCAAAGUGCUGCAGUGAUGUGGAAUUGAGGUAAAAUAGUCACCGUUUAGAAAAAUAAUGGCUUUAAGUUCUUUCCAGUACUUAUUUUGGUUUUGAAAUAUUUUUAAGUUGCAUAAUAACAUUGAGUUUCUUGAUCACAUGCCCCUGUUGGUAUAUCCUCUAUUUGUUGAUCUGUAUUAGUCUUUAUUAAAUAUCUGAAGAAAUAAAAAGUGCUGAUAUAGUUUGUAGAA